Molecule: messenger RNA, 1562 nt
Organism: Raphanus sativus (radish)
Lineage: Eukaryota; Viridiplantae; Streptophyta; Magnoliopsida; Brassicales; Brassicaceae
Exons: 5
Coding region: 1063-1404 (113 amino acids)
Source: RefSeq, a predicted model, not a curated record
CGGACCAUAGUCGUCGAGACUUGAGAGGAUGAAGCACACGUGUCUGAGACUAGAACUCUCCGGCGCCGAUCCGAUAUCCGUGAAAGGAACUUGGCAUCACUCUCGUUUUGUUAUCUUCUCAUCUGCGGCGGAGUGGAACCAAUGGGUAUCGGAGUAUCUCUAACUCGCCGAACAGUACUUAUGGUUUCAGCAGCCUGAUUCGGUCUACAGUUUCUCCGUUGUUCUUGAGGGAUGUAAACAUGUCAGCUUCACGUUUCUUGUUUCCUCUGUGCCUCCUGAUAUCUUUUUUGCUGAUUUCAUUUUAUCUAGGUAAAACUCAAAAGCUAACUAGCAAUAUUGCUGGAGCUAUAAUGUUUGGGUCUUGAUUGAAAAAAAAACAUUUCGAAUGGUGUCUGUCUCUGAUUGUGUUGGUUUCUGACUUUUAUGGAUGUUCUUGUCAUGUUCAACUGAGUAACGAAAAGGCUAAGGCUUUAUAAGAUUCUAUUUAGGGAGUGCAUUGUGCAAAUGAUGUUGUUUGAUCUAUGUUUCUUUGUCUCUUAUUGGUCUCUCAAUACUUGGUGUUUGCCAAAUACAAAAGGUUCCUCCAUGAUUAAUACUCCACAGGAAGAAGUUGUGAGCAAGACAUGAUCUUUUGACAAGAUGAAAAGUAAAGCCGAGAAAUGCAGCUUAACGCAAAGUGAUAAACUCUGUAACGAGAAAAAUGGAGUUUGAGGGUGCAACCUAUACAAAGGCAUGUCCUUCAUUGCUUAAACUAGAAUGCUUGGCUUUUUCUAGUCUCCUAAUUGUUUCUUUUGGGACAGAGAGAAGUCUUUCUUAGAAAUGAUAUUGUCUGUUUUAGCACUGAUCAUAGUUCCUUUUUAAUUGUCUAUGUACCUUCAAAGAAGGCAACAACAAGAGGCAGCAUAACCAAGAGAGCUGCCUAAGAUAUUCCCAUGCCUUGAAAAUUUAGAUUUUGAUUGAUCCAUUGAUUCUCCGAAGAGCUGAAGGACAAAUUUACCAGCACCUAGCUGGGAGGUGUGCUCAAUGAAGCAACUGAUAGAUUGAUUUUUCAGGGUAUGAUCAAUGAAGGACAUGUUCAACUCCUACACUUUGCUGAAAGCCCAUAUGAGUGUUAACGAUGGAGUGGAUGGCUUAGCUUCAGCCACACUCAACAUCAUAGUUGAAGAAACAGACUGCAUUAGGGUUUUGAGAACCGCUGAAAAGAACCUCCAGACUACUGUCUCCAACAUUGGGAAGAGAGAUCAAAGGCAUAGUUUGAACAAAAACAAGAAGAGAAUUGAGGAGCUCACUAUCGCUCUAGCCUUGCGUCCAGACACUACUGCCAACGAUGGUCAGAGAGCGCACUGGCUGAGGGAGAAAGAAGCUUGUGAAAAACGUGUAGCCAAUAUGGAGCAUAACAACUAAUCAACCCCACGUAUGCAAGAUAUCUGUUUUUUCUUUCUUUGAACAAUUUGAACAUGGAUUUCUUUUUUUUGGGUGUAAUUAACAUAUAGUUUCCUACCCUUGAGUCGGGUAUAUAUGUUUCAAAGAUUAAAGAACACAAAUGCACAUUUACUUUGUUU